UCGUUUUGAUUCUCGUAAGCCCACCACUCUCUCUUCCCAUCUCGAUCUCGACGAAGAAAAAAGGGCGAAAAUAUUGCGUUUGGUUCUCUCUUCUCAAAUUCGAACCCUAAAACCCUAGAUUCCUACGAAUCAUGUCGAGAAAGAUGCUGAUCGAUGGAGAGGUUGAAGGAGAGCAGCAGUUCGAUUACGAUCUGUUCGUCAUUGGCGCUGGAAGCGGCGGAGUUCGAGCUUCGAGGACUUCUGCAGGUUUUGGAGCUAAGGUUGCAAUUUGUGAGCUUCCAUUCCAUCCAAUCAGUUCAGAAGUUAUUGGUGGAGUAGGAGGAACAUGUGUGAUUCGAGGCUGUGUUCCUAAGAAGAUACUAGUAUAUGGGGCAACGUUUGGAGGUGAAUUUGAGGAUGCAAGAAAUUUUGGUUGGGAGCUUGGUGAAAAAAUUGAUUUCAACUGGAAAAAACUUCUUCAUAACAAGCAUAAUGAAAUAACUAGGUUAAAUGGAAUAUACAAGAGAAUGUUGGCCAAUUCUGGUGUAACUCUGCUUGAAGGAGAAGGCAGGGUUGUCGAUGCUCAUAGAGUGGAGGUGAUACAAGCAGAUGGUUCAAAGCAACAAUAUUCAGCAAAACAUAUUCUGAUUGCAACUGGCAGUCGAGCUCAGCGUCCACCCAUCGCAGGGAAGGAGUUGGGCAUUACCUCAGAUGAAGCGUUGAGCUUGGAAGAGUUUCCCAAACGCGCUGUUGUAUAUGGUGGAGGGUAUAUUGCUGUUGAGUUUGCUUCGAUAUGGCGAGGGAUGGGUGCUAAAGUUGACUUAUUUUACAGAAAGGAACUCCCACUGAGGGGUUUUGAUGAUGAGAUGAGAGAAGUUGUCGCAUCAAACCUUAAAGGAAGGGGUAUUAACUUGCAUCCAGGGACAAAUAUAGCCGAGUUGCAUAAAACUGAAGAUGGCAUUAGAGUUGUUCCUGACCAUGGGGAUGAACUUACAGCAGAUGUUGUUCUAUUUGCCACAGGUAGGGCUCCAAACUCAAAGAGGUUGAACUUAGAAUCUGUUGGUGUUGAGCUUGAUAAAACUGGAGCAAUUAAGGUAGAUGAAUACUCCCGUACUACUGUCCCCAGCAUUUGGGCAGUUGGAGAUGUUACAAACCGAAUGAAUCUCACUCCUGUGGCAUUAAUGGAAGGAACUUGCUUUUCGAAAACAGUAUUCGGUGGGCAGCCUACUAAACCAGACUAUAAACAUAUACCCUGUGCUGUUUUCAGCAUUCCCCCUCUCUCUGUUGUUGGCCUCAGUGAACAGCAAGCUAUAGAGGAGUGUAAGAGUGACAUUCUGGUCUACACCUCAUCAUUUAAUCCAAUGAAAAACACAGUAUCUGGGAGACAAGAAAAAACGGUUAUGAAGCUUCUUGUUGAUUCUGAAACUGAUAAAGUAAUUGGCGCCUCCAUGUGUGGUCCAGAUGCAGCUGAAAUUAUGCAGGGUAUUGCCAUAGCUUUGAAGUGUGGAGCAACGAAAGCUCAAUUUGAUAGCACGGUUGGGAUCCAUCCAUCAUCUGCUGAAGAGUUUGUAACAAUGCGCACUUUAACUCGCCGUGUAACUGCUGGGGCUAAACCGAAGACAAAUUUGUGAAAGUACUACAACAUCUCGAAAAACUGUCGCUGGCAGUAAAGUACACCCAUACUUCGAGCUAGCUAGCUACAGUUUUGCAAUUGCAAAUUGUAAUAAUUGGGUUGACAUGGUGUAAUAUGUUUCAUCAUAUAGAACAUCAUGGUAGGCAUUGUGGCAAAGAUUUACGUUGUGUUCAUCUUCCACGAUGAUAUUAUCUUGGUUCUCGUAUACCAUAUGUGUGAGCUUAUUCAGUU
This is a messenger RNA of Asparagus officinalis (garden asparagus), 1843 nucleotides long. RefSeq names its product glutathione reductase, cytosolic-like. Gene Ontology annotation, molecular function: flavin adenine dinucleotide binding; glutathione-disulfide reductase (NADPH) activity; NADP binding. Gene Ontology annotation, biological process: glutathione metabolic process; cellular response to oxidative stress; cell redox homeostasis. Lineage: Eukaryota; Viridiplantae; Streptophyta; Magnoliopsida; Asparagales; Asparagaceae. The coding region runs from base 132 to 1610 and encodes 492 amino acids. The transcript is spliced from 17 exons. Gene Ontology annotation, cellular component: cytosol; mitochondrion. The record is from RefSeq and is a predicted model, not a curated record.